Messenger RNA from Micropterus dolomieu (smallmouth bass), 3379 nucleotides. It is a transcript of the gene grin1b, whose product is annotated as glutamate receptor, ionotropic, N-methyl D-aspartate 1b. Gene Ontology annotation, molecular function: NMDA glutamate receptor activity. Bases 447 to 3203 code for a protein of 918 amino acids. Lineage: Eukaryota; Metazoa; Chordata; Actinopteri; Centrarchiformes; Centrarchidae. The record is from RefSeq and is a predicted model, not a curated record. The transcript has 21 exons. Gene Ontology annotation, biological process: monoatomic ion transport; chemical synaptic transmission; regulation of membrane potential. Gene Ontology annotation, cellular component: neuron projection; synapse; plasma membrane.
CCGAGUUACCGGGACCGGAGCUUCAAACGCGGACUGAUGAAUCCCCCGGAGAAGAAGAAGAGCAGAGCAGGGAUGUUUUAAAUGAUUUAAUUUCCCAGAGAGGCGGCGCGUGAUGAAGACACGGUGAAUCAACAGGACGGAGCGCGAGAGCAGAUCAACAAUGUCAGCGGGUUUAAACUGUGAAUGAAAAACAACAUUUCAUCGAUCAGAGAUCAGUUAAUCCUCCGAGCCGCAGGCUUUAAUUUAAUUCCUUUCUUUAAAAUAAAAAAAGACAAACACCUUUAACCUGAAAGACCCCGAGGCACCGGACCGGACCGGAGGAGGAGGACGACCCGCUGCCGGUACCGGGCUGGCACUGGGAAUACUGGGAGGUGACGGACGGAGAGACGCGGCUCUGUAACGGAAUUCUGACCCCAGAGAAAGAUUUUCCACCAGAAGCAGCAAACAUGGAGCUCCGGGGGAUGCUGCUCCUCACCGUCCUGCAGUGCUGCUCAGUGGCCCGUGGCGGCUGCGAGCCUCGGCUGGUGAACGUCGGCGCCGUGCUGAGCCAGAAGCGCUACGAGCAGGUGUUCAAGGAGGCGGUGAGCCAGGCCAACGCGCUGUACGGGAGGGACAAGUUCAAGAUGAACGCCAUCUCUGUCACUCACAAACCCAACGCCAUCCAGAUGGCGCUCUCCGUCUGCGAAGACCUCAUCUCCAACCAGGUGUAUGCGAUCCUGGUCAGUCACCCUCCACAGUCCAACGACCACCUGACUCCGACUCCCGUCUCCUACACCGCUGGUUUCUAUCGAAUCCCCGUGGUCGGCCUGACAACACGCAUGUCCAUCUACUCUGACAAGAGCAUCCACCUGUCGUUCCUGAGGACGGUGCCUCCGUACUCCCACCAGGCUCACGUCUGGUUCGACCUGAUGAGGGAGUUCAGGUGGAACCACAUCAUCCUGAUCGUCAGCGACGACCACGAAGGACGAGCCGCUCAGAAGAGACUGGAGACGCUGCUGGAGGAGAGAGAGACCAAGGCGGAGAAGGUGCUGCUGUUCAGCCAGGACACCAACCUGACGUCUCUGCUGCUGGAAGCCAAAGACCUGGAGGCCCGAGUCAUCAUCCUCUCUGCCAGUGAGGAUGAAGCUGCAGCCGUGUACAAAGCAGCCCGUCAGCUCAACAUGACCGGCUCCGGAUACGUCUGGCUGGUCGGAGAGAGAGAGAUGACCGGCAAAGCUCUGAGUGAAGCUCCAGAUGGCCUGCUGGGCCUCCAGCUGAUUAACGGUAAGAACGAGUCGGCUCACAUCGCGGACGCCGUGGCCGUGGUGGCACAGUCUCUGCAGGAGCUGUUUGAGAAAGAGAACAUUACAGAGCCUCCGCGGGGCUGCGUGGGAAACACCAACAUCUGGAGGACCGGACCACUCUUCAAACGGGUGCUGAUGUCAUCCAAGUACCCCGACGGUCUGACGGGACGGAUCGAGUUUAACGACGAUGGCGACAGGCGCUUUGCUACCUACAGCAUCCUAAACUACCAGCAGAAACCAGGUCGCCUCGUCCAGGUCGGAGUCUUCAACGGCUCACAGGUCGUGAUGAACCCUCAGAGGAAGAUCAUCUGGCCCGGAGGAGAGACGGAGAAACCAGUUGGAUACCAGAUGUCGACUAAACUGAAGAUUGUGACGAUCCAUCAGGAGCCGUUUGUUUACGUGAAGCCAACAAAGACUGACGGGACGUGUAAAGAGGAGUACACCGUCAACGGAGUCUUAAUCAAGAAGGUGAUCUGUACCGGACCCAACGGGACCACCCCAGGUCAGCCCACCGUCCCUCAGUGUUGCUAUGGUUUCUGCAUCGACCUGCUCAUCAAGCUGGCGAUGAGCAUGAACUUCACCUACGAGGUUCACCUGGUGGCUGAUGGGAAAUUUGGCACACAGGAGCGAGUCAACAACAGUAAUAAGAAGGAGUGGAACGGGAUGAUGGGGGAGCUGCUGGGAGGUCUGGCCGACAUGAUCGUCGCUCCCCUCACCAUCAACAACGAGCGCGCUCAGUACAUCGAGUUCUCCAAACCCUUCAAAUACCAGGGGCUCACCAUCCUCGUCAAGAAGGAAAUCCCUCGCAGCACUCUGGAUUCAUUCAUGCAGCCGUUUCAGAGCACACUGUGGCUGUUAGUCGGUCUGUCGGUCCACGUGGUGGCAGUGAUGCUUUACCUAUUAGACCGGUUCAGCCCGUUUGGAAGGUUUAAAGUUAACAGUGAAGAAGAAGAAGAAGACGCCCUCACCCUGUCCUCCGCCAUGUGGUUCUCAUGGGGAGUACUGUUGAACUCUGGGAUAGGAGAAGGAGCUCCCAGGAGUUUCUCAGCGAGGAUUCUGGGUAUGGUGUGGGCAGGAUUCGCUAUGAUUAUUGUAGCAUCAUAUACUGCCAACCUGGCAGCCUUCCUUGUGUUGGACCGGCCUGAGGAGCGCAUCACUGGCAUCAAUGACCCCAGGCUGCGUAACCCAUCAGAUAAGUUCAUCUACGCCACAGUGAAGCAGAGUUCGGUGGAUAUCUACUUCAGACGGCAGGUGGAGCUGAGCACCAUGUACCGGCACAUGGAGAAACACAACUAUGAGAGCGCUGCUGAAGCCAUCCAGGCCGUCAGAGACAAUGAGCUUCACGCCUUCAUCUGGGACAGCGCUGUGUUGGAGUUCGAGGCUUCGCAGAAGUGUGAUCUGGUGACGACAGGAGAACUUUUCUUUCGUUCCGGAUUCGGGAUUGGGAUGAGGAAAGACAGUCCGUGGAAACAGAAUGUUUCUUUGGCUAUUCUCAGCUCUCAUGAGAACGGCUUCAUGGAGGAUCUGGACAAGACUUGGGUUCGGUAUCAGGAGUGUGACUCCAGGAGCAACGCCCCCGCUACCCUCACCUUCGAGAACAUGGCAGGUGUGUUCAUGCUGGUUGCCGGUGGCAUCGUCGCCGGGAUCUUCCUCAUCUUCAUUGAGAUCGCCUACAAACGACACAAAGACGCUCGAAGAAAACAGAUGCAGCUCGCCUUCGCUGCCGUCAACGUCUGGAGGAAGAACCUGCAGGAUAGGAAAAGUGGUAGAGCAGAGCCCGAGCCCAAAACCUCUUUUAGGUCCAUCACUUCGACCUCCGACCUCAAACGGCGUAGGGCCUCCGGGGACGCCACGCCGUACCCGACUGACAUCACGGGCCAGCUCAACCUAUCAGAUCCCUCCGUCAGCACCGUGGUCUGAGAGAGAGAGAGAGAGAGAGAGAGCUUCACUGCUGCUGCUGAGCCACACACUUACACACCGACCCUCUGGACACACACACACAUAUUAUAUAUACACACAUUAAACACACUGAGCGUCCUGUGAGACAGGAAGGAGAUGGCGAUGGCAUCUGGACUUUUGGACGGCAUCACAAACAC